GACUCCUCUCUCUCUCUCUCUCUCUCUCUCUCUCUCUCUCUCUCUCUCUCUCUCGUCUAUGGCUUUUUGGGCUAUAUUUCCUACAUAAAUUUCAAUCUUUUCAUCCUCAUUGGGUUGGUUACAAGUUGAUUUCUUUCUCUGUUUGUAAUUUCUUUAUUUGUUUCUGGUUCUUGGUUUUGGGAGAAUGGAUUUGGGUGGGAAUUUGGAAGUGGAUGUAAAUGGAGAAGAGAUCUUCAUAGUGGACAAGAAAAUCCUGUCCGCUUACUCGGGUAGGUUAAGGAAAUUAUUCAACAAAUCAAUGGUGGUGGCAACAACGAACCUGAAAGUAAUAUUCCAGGACUUGCCAGGAGGAGCAGUGGCGUUUGAGCUCAUGGCAAGGUUCUGUUACAACAAUGGCCGAAUCCCGAUAACGCCCCCCAAUGUCGGCCUCCUCCACUGUGUGGCCCAUUUCAUGGAAAUGGAUGAAUGCAAAUCUCACCCCCACAAUUUGAUCGAACAGACCCAAAAAUUCCUUGACACAGCUGCAUUAUGGACAUGGAUGGAUAUUUUGGCCGCGUUGAAACAGACCCAAGAUGUCUUUCCUGCAGUGGAUUCAUCAGGAACCCUUCAGAAGUUCUUGGAUUCUCUUGUAUCAAGGAUCAUUUCCGCCAACGAUGCCAGCCCUCCUACAUCUUCACCGGACAGCUCCGGCUUCCGCUUCUCGUGUGAUACAAGAAGCACUGAGAGCACAAAAAACUACUCUAGAGCUUGGUGGUUUGAGGAUCUUGCGACUUUGAAUUCCGACAUGAUCGAGAAGACUGUCAAAACCAUGGUAGCUCGGAAAUUGGAUCAUGCAAUCAUCAGUAGAUUCCUUAUAUAUUACCUCAAAUCAAGAACCCCCAAUGCAGGAUCCGACGAGAAGAAGAAAAUCAUAGGGACCGUCGUCGAACUGUUAUUUUUGCUUGAUAGAAGUUCAGUUUCUUCGAAGGGCUUGUUUGGGAUUCUUCGGGUGACAUCCAGUGUAGAUAUAAGCAAAAGUAGUAGAUGCAGAUUGGAGAGUAUGAUUGGAUCCCAGCUCGAUCAGGCCAAAUUAGAUAAUCUGCUCAUUCCUGCUCCGGCCGGGGCGAAUUUCCUAUAUGAUGUGAAUUUGGUUCUGAGAUUCUUGAAGUCUUUUCUCGGAAGCAGUGGUAGGACCUCUUCGAGUAGAUUGAAGAGGGCGGGGAGCUUGAUGGACAUGUAUAUUUCAGAGGUGGCUCCAGACCCAUGUUUAAAACCAUCGAAGUUCAUCGCCCUGGUCACAGCACUACCAGACUCGGCAAGGGAUUCAUAUGAUGGAAUCUACCAGGCAGUAGACAUGUAUCUUGAGGUCCAUGCCGGAUUAUCGGAAGAAGAAAAGAUGAAAAUCUGUUGUGGGUUGAACUACGAAAAGCUCUCAUCGGAAGCCUGCAACCACCUAGCCCAAAACCUGAAAUUCCCAUCAAGGACAGCGAUCCAAGCGCUCAUCUCUCAGCAAUCCAAGCUCAAAAGCCUACUCCAAGACACCGACGGUCUCAAACCGUUCGGCGAUGCUCCAUGUUCUUGCGAUGACAAGUCUGGCAAAGGAAAGAAAGAGAUGGAUGGCGAGCAGAUUGUCCUGUAUGCCAGAAAGCUGGAUAUAUCAACUGAGAAUGAGAAGCUCAAAGCACAUUUGCAAGGAAUGCAAUGGAGGGUGAUGGAAUUGGAGAAGGUUUGCAGGAAAAUGCAAACCCAAAUGACAAAGAUCAUGAAAGCAAAAUUAGCAAGUUCCAGCAAUGCAAGGUCAUUGCCAAAGCUAUGUUCUUGAUUCAAAAAAAAAAAAAAGAGUUCUUUCAUUUUCAUGUGUACUAAUUCCAUAUCCUUUCUGUGUAUAGUAAUGCGAAAUUGUUGUUACUGUUGUGUGAUC
Messenger RNA from Magnolia sinica, 1900 nucleotides. RefSeq names its product BTB/POZ domain-containing protein At3g22104. Gene Ontology annotation, molecular function: protein binding. The record is from RefSeq and is a predicted model, not a curated record. NCBI's taxonomy places the organism in Eukaryota, Viridiplantae, Streptophyta, Magnoliopsida, Magnoliales, Magnoliaceae. The coding region runs from base 185 to 1801 and encodes 538 amino acids. The transcript is spliced from 3 exons.